CCAGAAAUACACCAUUCCACACCGGAUCAUCAUCACCAUUUUCUCAUACAUCAACCAAGCUCAAGAUACUCCACGUUAUUCAACCCAUCUUACUCUCUACAACUCACCUUCAGUUUCCAACCCAGACAUAGCCAAAAUAAACCAAACCAGAUGUGUAAAGGCGAACAACAAGUUUUUGCUAAAUGCAACCACCAGCGCGACAUUAUCAUCAAACAUCAAUGUUCCAAACGUGCCGGCACUGACAACUUCUGCAGGUUCUUCAAAGGAGACUUUAGGGUUGUGAAGAUCGACAAGCCGUCCCUGUGCGAGGAGUGCUUUAGGAAAGAAGAGGAAAAGAUCUACGAAAAGACUGACAAGUACAAGGGUAAAGUCCAGGCGGUCAAGUCAAAGCCACCCAAGGAUUUGAAUAUCUUUGACAUUUGGGGUUAUGCGUAUGCCAAUGACAAGGCCAAGAACCACAAUGGCAAUCUUGAGAAGUUCUACGAUGCUCAGGGCGGACGCUGGACGGGGCCAGGAAUUAAGUCAUAUAUAAGAGGGGGUUUGGACAAUAGCAAUGUAUCAGAGCAAGAGAUGAGCAAGACGAGAGAAUGA
Molecule: messenger RNA, 591 nt
Organism: Xylona heveae TC161
Lineage: Eukaryota; Fungi; Ascomycota; Xylonomycetes; Xylonales; Xylonaceae
Exons: 6
Source: RefSeq, a predicted model, not a curated record